Salarias fasciatus (jewelled blenny) is the source of this 1668-nucleotide messenger RNA. It is a transcript of the gene atg10, whose product is annotated as ATG10 autophagy related 10 homolog (S. cerevisiae). Gene Ontology annotation, biological process: protein modification by small protein conjugation; autophagosome assembly; autophagy of mitochondrion. NCBI's taxonomy places the organism in Eukaryota, Metazoa, Chordata, Actinopteri, Blenniiformes, Blenniidae. The record is from RefSeq and is a predicted model, not a curated record. Bases 492 to 1232 code for a protein of 246 amino acids. The transcript is spliced from 6 exons. Gene Ontology annotation, cellular component: cytosol. Gene Ontology annotation, molecular function: Atg12 conjugating enzyme activity.
UGAUGGAGAAACACAUUUUCCUUGUCAUAAGUACGACAGGGCAAAUAUGUUUCUCCAUCAUUUGUUUCUUUGUUUUGCAUGCCUUGAUUGAGAUGCGUGUAAUGUUUCAACAUUUCACAGCAGCAGGCAGACAUAUGGGGCUGUUCGGAGGAUUCCUCUCAACACGUGUUGUAGAUAUUUGUGAUUUGGGCUAAAUGUCAUCUGUUGCUGGGAAACUGGCCGUUAGCCACUGUACUGCAACACCAUGUUUGAAGCACGAUUAUGCCAAUUCCCAACUACUUGUAUCCAUAAGUGAGGAGAUUCCAUCAUGUAGUUAUUUUAUGAACCAAUAUCAGUCCUAAACUUGGCAUUUAGAAUUAAUACUGAGUCAAGCUACUGUUAGUGUGGAGCCAUUCAGUCUCAGUUUUUACAUUCCCAGACUACGUCAGUGUAGUUUAGAAAAAAGGCAUCUUCAAAAUUAACUUUGCACAGUCGCUCUGUAGUUUGUCUUGAUGAAAACACACCUGCCACACGUGCAAACAGCCUUAGAUGUGCUUGUUGCCAGCCGCUUCCUGACACAUCCACGUUCUCUUGCAGAGAUGAGCUGUUUUGCGCUGGAUGAGGAGAGGUUUCGUCUCUGCUGUCGUCUGCUCCUCCAGCGUUCCGAUCAGCUGAGAGACGGCUGGAGCUGGAAUGUGGUUCAAGGGUCAGAGGAGGGCUACCUGAAGAAGACUGUUCUCCGAUCCGACUCAGAGCUGCACGCUACACCAACAGCUGAGGAACAGCAAAGAGAGCAGAGCGCCGCUGCUCCUGAAGGCAUCAGAGGACACUCCGAGGAUGACGAUGAUGAAGAUGACGGGGCGUGCACUGUGCUCGAGAGCAGCCGCCAGGCGCUGCAGUACGAGUACCACGUCCUGUAUUCCUGCAGCUACAACACUCCUGUGCUGUACUUCAGAGCCUUCACUCUGGAGGGGAGGAGCCUGUCGUUAGAGGAGGUAUGGAGCUCCGUCCAUCCCAACUUCAGGCUCCGUCUCCAAGAAAGUCCUCUAGAUACCAUCACCCAGCAGGAACACCCCCUGCUGGGUCAGCCCUUCUUCAUGCUCCACCCGUGUAAGACGGAGGAGUUCAUGAAGCCUCUGCUGCAGGCGGCUGUGGACCAGAACAGGCCAGUGAACUACGUGCUGUCGUGGCUCAGUGUGGUGGGCCCGGUGGUCGGUCUUCACGUCCCCCUGCAGUACUGCGAGACGGGCUGAAGCUCGCUACUUUCUCUGGACGCAAGACACAAAGCAGCAGCUCACUAAUACACAUCUGUGUGUGGUCAAACAUGCCGUCCGCGGAAUCACUCGGAAAAUCAAAAGGUUCAGAAGGACGACACGAUCUGAACCCUUUUGAUGGAGUCCACUGGGAGGCACACAGUGUCUGAACAUCAGUGACGCCGCGAAAGCAAAUGAUGAGGCUGAGUUUGUGAACACAUGAUUUAACGCUGCUGGUGUUCAAUCUGAACAAUUUAUGCAUUUCUUCUUCAGAAAUACUGACGUUUCUACAGUGAAGUUUAUGGGCUGGUCAUGAGGUUCCAAGUCUUUUUCAUAAAUGGCAUUUAAAGAAAUAAAGCUGAAAUACUGUUGAAGGCAUUUCUGUGUUUAUGGAAACAUUUCAGUACAUGUCUUACAUAAAGACUUUAAAACCAGA